UUGGAUGAGUAUUUUACUCUCGCUGUCCAAACAGCGAGCAGCAGCCUCUCUCUGGCUCCGUCCCCCUUGCAGGAAGAUCUGGGCUCUGGAGCCAGGGAUUAUGAAACUGAACACCAUGCUCUUCCUACAGACACCUUAGAACUGUGUCUUCCCAGUCUGAAAACACCUGCAAGGAAGGGGACAGUACUUUUCUAUUAAUAAAGCAAAUACUUCAUCUUGCUCUGAGAACCAACAGUAAAUGAUAACUCAUUUAUUUUAAUAUGAACAUUUUAUGUGGCAGCCAUCUAUGUUUUGCCAAUGCAAUGGCUUUAUUCCCAGUAGUGCUGUUUCUGGCUGCAGUGCUGCUUCCGUCUUUACCCACGGAAGGAAAGGAUCCAUCCUUUACUGCUUUGUUAACCACUCAAAAUGAAAUCCAAAAAGAGAUUGUAAAUAAACACAAUGAAUUAAGGAAAUCAGUCUCUCCGCCUGCCAGCAACAUGCUGAAGAUGGAAUGGAACAGAGAAGCAGCAUCAAAUGCCCAAAAAUGGGCAAACAAGUGCACUUUAGAACACAGCAAUCCAGAGGACCGAAAAACUAGUACAAAAUGUGGUGAGAAUCUCUAUAUGUCAAGUGAUCCUACUUACUGGUCAAAUGCAAUCCAAAGCUGGUAUGAGGAAGGCAAUAAUUUUGCCUAUGGUACAGGACCUAAGAGUUCCAAUGCAGUUGUUGGACAUUACACCCAGCUUGUUUGGUACUCCUCUUUCCGCAUCGGAUGUGGAAUUGCCUACUGUCCCAAUCAAGAAAGUCUAAAAUACUACUAUGUUUGCCAGUAUUGUCCUGCCGGUAACAAUGUGAGUAAAAAGAAUACCCCUUACCAACAAGGAGCACCUUGUGCCAGUUGCCCUGGUAACUGUGAGAAUGGACUAUGCACCAAUAGCUGUGAGUAUGAAGAUCUCCUUAGUAACUGUGAUUCCUUGAAGACAACAGCUGGUUGUGGACACGAAUUGCUUAAGGAAAAGUGCAAGGCUACUUGCUUGUGUGAAAACAAAAUUUACUGAGAUGCCCAGUGUGCAUUGCAGGACUAAGUGAUGAAGGCUGCAUCAUUUACUUAACACAUACCACAGGGGAUUGUAGGCAUGUUAGUUACAAAUACGGUUCCACACAGUAAUGCACUUCUUUCUCCUGGAUCUUUAUAGAAAUCUCUUUGAUACAGUGAUUUACAAAAGAAACAUAGUCUAUGAUGAGAACUUCAGACUUUGAUAGCAAUUUGGUACUUUAAACUUAAUGAAUUGAAUCAAGUUGAGAGUUUUGAACGUUGUCUAAUCAUAGAAUUUUGGUCACUGAAGCUUUGAGUCAAAAUGGAGAAGUACAUGUUUGUUGAAACAUCAUGCCCCCCCCCAAAAGAAUGUAACAUCAUUGUCAUUCUUACUACAUGAUUUUUUACUUGAAUAAAGAAUAAAUUCAAAGAUUGACAUGUA
Molecule: messenger RNA, 1457 nt
Organism: Suricata suricatta (meerkat)
Lineage: Eukaryota; Metazoa; Chordata; Mammalia; Carnivora; Herpestidae
Product: cysteine-rich secretory protein 2-like
Exons: 10
Coding region: 261-1037 (258 amino acids)
Cellular component (GO): extracellular region
Source: RefSeq, a predicted model, not a curated record